AUAAGAGCCCCGAAUAAAUAUAUGUUGGAGAAUUCAAUGUAAGAAAAUCAGUGCAGCAGAACUUCCCCAGAAUUCAAGCAUGUUUGCCUCCAUGUUCGUAAUCCUCAUACCAAUUAUAUUUGUUGAAGCACAGAGUGGGCAUCUUCCCCCAGAUGAAUUAAAUGCACUUAGAGAAAUAGCAGAUGAAGUGGGGAAGAAGGAUUGGGAUUUUAAACUAAAUCCUUGUGACAACAACUCCAACUGGUUGACACCACAAAGGGAAGGUAUGCCAGAGUACAAUAAUACUCUCACCUGCAAUUGUAGCUUCCCUGCUGGUAUUUGCCAUGUUCAAAGCAUAAACUUGAAGGGACAGGAUCUGCAAGGUGUCCUUCCUCCAUCCUUGGUGAAAUUACCCUUUCUCAAGAUAAUUGAUCUCUCUCGCAACUACUUAAGUGGUACAAUUCCCCUUGAAUGGGCUUCUAUCAAAUUGGAACUUAUAUCUGUUACUGUGAAUCGAUUGUCCGGGCCAAUUCCAAAAUACUUGGGAAAUAUAACGACUCUUACAUAUUUAAACUUGGAGAGCAAUUUCUUCAAUGGAGCUAUUCCACCUGAGCUGGGGAAACUUGCCAACCUAGAGAUGCUCAUUCUUAAUGUGAAUAAUCUCACAGGCAGAUUGCCAAAAGAACUUAAUGCUCUGAAAAAAUUGACAGUGCUUAGGAUCAGUAGGAAUAACUUUACUGGAAAAAUGCCUAGCUUUCAAGGUUUGAAAGCCCUUCAAAAAUUAGAGGUUCAAGCAAGUGGGUUUGAAGGACCUAUACCUGAAAAUAUUUCUGCAUUGACAAACUUACUACAACUUAGAAUCAGUGACCUAAAUGGAGGCGUAUCCAGAAUUCCUGCAUUUAACAACAAGACAGGCAUAGCAAUGUUGAUGUUGAGGAGGUGUAAUAUUUCUGGGAAGAUACCAGAUUUAUCUAAUAUGACAGGCUUGAAACAACUGGAUUUGAGUUUUAAUAAUCUGGAAGGAGGAAUUGAUGGUCUUAACGUUCUUGAUAAACUGCAGUACCUGUAUCUAACGAACAACUCUCUUACUGGGCAAAUACCUCAAUGGGUUCUAAAUCGAGAUUCCAGAUACUUCAUAGAUCUUUCUUACAAUAAUUUUGAGGAGAGCUCCGGGUCACCAAUUUGCAGUCGGGAAACCCUAAACUUGUUCAAAAGCUAUAAUGGAGGAGGAGAAAAUGACAAAUUUGGGAAGUGUCUAAAAAAUUGCACGAAAGAUUGGUAUUCAUUUCACAUCAACUGUGGUGGAGGCAAUGUUGUGAUUGGUGACACUACUUAUGACGCAGAUGAAGAUUCUACUGGCCUCGCGAAAUUUGUUUCCAAUAAAGAGAACUGGGUAACCAGUAAUACCGGCUACUUUUGGGAUAGGCCAGUAACAAUAACAGACUAUACAACAACAAAUAUAUCUGUCAUAAAAGGAAAAGACUCUAAAAUCUACCAGACAGCUCGCUUGUCUCCUUUAUCAUUGACAUAUUAUGGACGCUGUUUAGCAAAUGGACACUAUACUGUGAAACUUCAUUUCGCAGAGAUAGUUUUGAGAGAUAAUAGAUCUUUUCAAAGUCUUGGAAGGCGCUUAUUUGAUGUUUAUAUACAGGGUGAACAAAAAAUAAAGGAUUUUGAUAUUGAAACUGAAGCACAAGGAGCUGAUAAACCAUUAGUUAAACAAUUUCAAGUAGUUGUCCAGAAUAGAACUCUUGAGUUGCGCUUUGAGUAUGCUGAAAAGGGAACAACUGUAGUCCCACAUGCAGGGGCAUAUGGCCCUUUGAUAUCUGCCAUUUCUGUGGAAUCUGAUUUCAAGCCUCCCAAAAAUAGAAAGACUUUAAUCAUAGUUGUUGCAGUAGCUUCUUCUUUGUUUCUUAUUUUCACAAUUCUCUGUUUCGUUGGGUGGAAGAUCUACAUUAGAAACAAGACCUCACGGGAACAAGAACUACGAGGCCUUGAUCUACGAACUGGAUUAUUCACUUUCAGACAAAUUAAAGCCGCUACAAACAACUUUAGUGCUACAAAUAAGAUUGGGGAAGGUGGUUUUGGGCAUGUUUACAAGGGUACAUUAUUGGAUGGUACAAUUAUUGCUGUGAAACAACUCUCAUCUAUAUCAAGACAAGGAAAUCGUGAAUUUUUGAAUGAAAUAGGCGUGAUUUCUUGUUUGCAACACCCUAAUCUUGUGAAACUUCAUGGGUGUUGUGUUGAGGGAAAGCAGUUGUUGCUAGUGUAUGAGUACUUGGAAAACAACAGCCUUGCCCAUGCUCUUUUUGGUCCAGAAGAUUGUCAAUUGACUAUAGACUGGCCUACCAGACAAAAAAUUUGUCUCGGUAUUGCAAAAGGUUUAGCUUUCUUGCACGAAGAAUCAGCAAUAAAAAUUGUUCAUAGAGACAUUAAAGCCACCAACGUGCUUCUUGACAAAGAACUCAAUCCAAAAAUUUCUGAUUUUGGUCUAGCUAAGCUUGACGAUGAUGAGAAUACACACAUCAGCACAAGAGUUGCUGGAACAGUAGGAUACAUGGCUCCUGAAUAUGCACUCUGGGGGUACUUAACAUUUAAAGCUGAUGUUUAUAGUUUUGGAGUGGUGGCACUAGAAAUUGUUGCCGGGAAAAAGAACAUGAAGCAUCAUCCUGAUGAGGACUAUGUUUGCCUCCUUGAUCGGGCACUUGUUCUUCAAGAAAAUGGUAACCUAUUGGAGCUAAUAGAUCCAAGAUUGGGUUCUGAUUUUGAUAAAGAACAAGCAAUCAGAAUGAUCAAAGUAGCUUUGCUUUGCAUUAACCAUGCCCCAAGCCUUAGGCCAUCCAUGUCUACAGUCGUCAACUUGCUUGAAAGCCAUGAUGGUAUUCUUGAAUACAAUUCCGAUCUACAUGAAUUCAAUUCUCAAGAAAUAAUAGCAGAUCAUUAUGAUGAAAUGCCAGUGGGCUUAAGUGAUUCUCCUCACCAAGUAAAUUUUUCUUCAAAAGCAACUUAACAAUGAAAAAUUGUAUCUUUAAAAAUUACAAUAAAUUAUACUUGUAACAUUCAAUUUCCUUCCUUCCAAAGGACUGUUAGCUUGCUAAGAGCCAAUGACUAAGCAAAUGUGCAUAUUGAUAUCUA
This is a messenger RNA of Ipomoea triloba (trilobed morning glory), 3114 nucleotides long. Its product is annotated as probable LRR receptor-like serine/threonine-protein kinase At1g07650. The transcript has 24 exons. Gene Ontology annotation, molecular function: protein kinase activity; ATP binding; protein binding. Gene Ontology annotation, biological process: protein phosphorylation. The record is from RefSeq and is a predicted model, not a curated record. Bases 80 to 2989 code for a protein of 969 amino acids. Lineage: Eukaryota; Viridiplantae; Streptophyta; Magnoliopsida; Solanales; Convolvulaceae.